CAGGGUGCAGACGUCAACACGAGUGACUUCAACCAGCAGACUCCACUCCUGUCGGCUGCCAGCAACGGUUCUUGGGCUGCUCUUCACUUAUUGCUGGCCAAUGGGGCCGACGGCUCGGCCACGGACAGCUCUCGGCACAACUUCCUGCACUUGGCCAUCCGCAGGGGCGUGGACUUACAAGUGCUCUUUGACGGACUUAAGGUUGGGGUG
Molecule: messenger RNA, 210 nt
Organism: Lymnaea stagnalis (great pond snail)
Lineage: Eukaryota; Metazoa; Mollusca; Gastropoda; Lymnaeidae
Source: the annotation of a GenBank genome assembly